CUCCGCCUCCCAGCAGCAGCUGAUUGGUCAGCUGGAGGAAGUGAUCAGCAAACUGGAGCCACUGGACUCCGCCUGCAGCAGCCGCAGGAGCAGUAUUUCCUCACACGAGAGCUUCACGUUCUGGACUGCGGCAUCUACCGUGUCAUCAGCCGACGAGGCAGCCAAUCAGACGACGAUGCCAACUCCCUCGCCAACCAAUCGAUGCUCGAGGAGGAGCGGCUGAGGGAGUUCAGUUUCAACCGAGGAGGAAGCAGGUUGGAGAAUGG
This is a messenger RNA of Carassius auratus (goldfish), 266 nucleotides long. Its product is annotated as Hermansky-Pudlak syndrome 5 protein homolog. The transcript is spliced from 2 exons. The record is from RefSeq and is a predicted model, not a curated record. The annotation marks the transcript as partial. Lineage: Eukaryota; Metazoa; Chordata; Actinopteri; Cypriniformes; Cyprinidae.